Molecule: messenger RNA, 2192 nt
Organism: Dermacentor andersoni
Lineage: Eukaryota; Metazoa; Arthropoda; Arachnida; Ixodida; Ixodidae
Source: RefSeq, a predicted model, not a curated record
CUCUUGCCAAAUUAGUAAGGCACGGCAAGUACGGCUCACAGACCGUGUGCUUGUUGACGUUCUCAUAGAAAGUGCACCGAGAGUGCUUAUGGACAGCGUGUUGCGAAGGACAACUCAGCCAAAGUUUCGUGUGAACAAUCUCCGUACUACCCCUAAUCUGCUCUUCGAAGAACAGUUUUCAUGGACGAGAAAGUGCGGGUGCAUCGAAUUAGCUCUCUCCGAAACCCUUUGCUCUGUGCUGCUGUGAACAAAUGCAAAGCCCAUCUAAACAGCGUAGUGCUGGAGGUUCAGUCUAGGGGGCAGCCUGCGCUGUGGCGGAAGAAAGUGGAUUUGAACGUGCCCCAGUCAAAACCAAUGCGUCGUCGUCGUGUUGCUAAGAUCUUAUUAGUGCUCAUGUUGACAUGUACGGUGUGCUUAUCCUCCAAUGAUAAAUGGCCCAGACCAAAGACAAAAUGUCCGUUGCUUGAACGCUGUACCUGCAAGUUUAAGAGGGAAGGCGCCGUCACUUGGUGCGCGAAUAUCUCCAACGCCAGCGAAGUUGAUUCUGACAUGGCCAAGCUGCAGGGCGUCAUGUUGAGAAGACUGUCGUUAUCGAACAUCGACAUCGCCGAUCUUCCAGUCACCUGGUUUCGAAACCACUCGAUGAUGUUUCUGGAUAUCCUCCACUGCGGUCUGCGCGACAUCAAGGAAACAGCGAUUAGUGGCAUAACAUACCUACUGCACUUACGACUGGACAAGAACGAGCUAGAGAGUGUUCCCGCUAGCUUGACCAUUGCAAAGCGUUUACUUUGGCUCAAGGUCAGAUGGAACCGGAUUAAGCACCUCGAAGGCAUGCUGAGACUGCUGGAAUUGAAGGAGCUUGACCUUAGCUACAACGAAAUUGAGACGAUCAGCGAAGAUUACCUCCAGGGUUUACCAAACCUCGAGGACUUUCUCUUGACCACCAACAAGAUCAAGCACCUGCCGCGGAAUCUUUUCAGAAACACAACGCGGUUGAAAACGGUGAAGCUUAGUAAUAACCAACUUUCCUCGAUAGACGGCUUGUUUGAUCGACUGCACCACUUGGAGGUUCUUCACCUCAUGCACAAUUUGAUACGUGACGCCGACAGCCUUGUCAAAUCAAAAUUGCCCAACUUGAAGAAAGUUCGUCUCGACGAGAACAACUUAAGUGUCAUUACCAAAUUCGCACCAUCAAACUUCCGAAUGAGAGAGCUCAACUUGCGCCAAAACUCCAUCACAAGGAUAGAGUCCAGUGCUUUUAUGCCCCUUACAGACUUGGUCAUUCUAAACCUAGCUCACAACAGCAUUUCAUAUGUGAACGAAUCGAUUUUCUCAUUUAGCUCAAAGCUGGAAUAUCUAAACUUGUCUAGAAACAAGCUAAUUACUCUAACGGGAGCGUUCAAUCGUGUGCGCCAAAUCAGGGGCUUACAACUCUCGUUCAACAAUAUAGAUAACAUCACUGGUGUCUUGAGUGGCCUAAGUCGGCUCCGAAAGCUCUCAUUUAGAAACAACCUGCUUAGUUGCAAUCCGGAUGGAACCUUCAGCGACAACGGCGACUUGCUGACCCUUGAUUUGGCUUCAAACAACAUCCGGUGGCUAGGAAGGGAUGCUUUCAAGGGUCUCUUAACACUACGCCAACUGCGCCUGCAGAGUAACCAACUACUUUCUCUGAACGGGUCUGUGAGAGGUUUGCCUAAACUGGAAUACCUGGGCCUGUCUUUCAACGUGCUGCAGGUGGUGGAAAGUGGGGAGUUUGAAAAUGACGCCGCUUUGACUACCAUCUCUUUCGCAAAGAACAACAUCAGCAGUGUUGAAGGCGCAUUCACUGGUGCCACGGCCUUGCGGUCCUUGCACCUCGCCGACAACCGAGUGAAACGACUGCUAAGAAGAGACUUCUCACCCAAUAUGUCAAGCGAGAUGAUCAUCAAACUCGAAAGUAACGUACUGCUUUGCGAUUUCUUUUCUUCAAUCCAUGAUUAUAGCUUAUAUUAGUUGUGUAAAAACACUGCUUCUCGAGGAUUUAGUCUGAACGGAUAAUUGUAUCGCCUUCUUUUUUUAAUAACUGUAUUCACGGAGUUGUUGGUGCUUCUUAGAUAACGCCGGCUACUCCUCUUCUGUUGAUUCAUCAUGUGGUAGAGUAAAGUAUUCAACAAAGUAUGAAGAAGAAAAAAACUUCAGGGACAGAAGCUGCA